Mucor mucedo is the source of this 1155-nucleotide messenger RNA. RefSeq names its product polynucleotide kinase 3 phosphatase-domain-containing protein. Gene Ontology annotation, molecular function: ATP-dependent polydeoxyribonucleotide 5'-hydroxyl-kinase activity; polynucleotide 3'-phosphatase activity; double-stranded DNA binding. The record is from RefSeq and is a predicted model, not a curated record. Bases 1 to 1155 code for a protein of 384 amino acids. Lineage: Eukaryota; Fungi; Mucoromycota; Mucoromycetes; Mucorales; Mucoraceae. Gene Ontology annotation, biological process: DNA repair. The transcript is spliced from 4 exons.
AUGACUACAAAGAAGGCUAUAAAAUGGGUCAAUGCUUUAGAUUCAGUUUUGAUUGCAAAGACUAAGGGAUCAGAAACUGGAAAGAGUAAAAUAGCAGCGUUUGAUUUGGAUGGCACCCUUAUAUCUACAAAGAGUGGCAACACAUACGCCAAAAAUGAGCAUGAUUGGAAGUGGUGGGAUCCAUCUGUCCCUCAAAAAAUCAAAUCUUUACACAAUGAAGGGUUUAAAAUAGUAGUAUUCUCUAAUCAAAAUGGAUUGAAUUCUGAUAAGAAGAUUAACAGUUUCAAGUUUAAAAUUGAAACUAUCUUGAACGAGGUAGAUACACCCGUGCUUUUUAUGGCAGCUUUGAAAAAGAACAUAUACAGGAAACCUAUGACAGGGAUGUGGGAUUGGUUUGCUGAGAACAAUGAGGCACAUAUUGAUAAAGGCGCCAGCUUCUAUGUUGGCGAUGCUGCAGGUAGACAGGCCGAGUGGAAACCAAAGUAUAAAAAGGACCAUUCUUGUGGUGACAGAAAAUUCGCUCAAAAUAUUCAAAUUGAAUUUUAUACACCUGAAGAGUUCUUUUUAAAGGAACCAAAAGCCAAAUUUUCGUGGGGCGGAUUUAAUCCUAAAGAAUAUUUAUCUUCCAACCUACCUCUUUAUACGCCUGACACACCGUUGACUGUAGAAGAUCACAAUGAAUUGAUAGUUUGCGUAGGCUAUCCCGCCAGUGGUAAAAGUAGUUUUGUCAAAAAGUUUAUCGUGCCGAAAGGCUACGUUUAUGUCAAUCAAGACACGUUAAAGACCCGUGACAGAUGUGUAAAAGCUUGCAAGGAAGCUUUGGCUAACAAACAAUCCGUUGUCAUUGAUAACACCAAUCCAGAAGCAUCCACACGUAGUUUAUAUAUUAAGCUUGCAAAGGACGCAAACGUGCCUGUCCGAUGCUUCUACUUUGGUGAUAAUGAAGAUUUAGCACAACACAAUAAUUACUAUAGAGCACUUUACAAAUCACAAGAAAAGAAGGAUGUACUCAGUAUUAUUGCCUAUCGCACAUUUAAAUCCAAACUUCAAGAACCUUCAACCAAAGAGGGAUUCAGUGAAGUCAAGCGUAUCAAUUUCAAGUUUGAUACUUCAUCUGAAAAGGAUACUGAAGCAUGGUGUAGGUGGUGGGUUUAA